This is a messenger RNA of Adineta ricciae, 1422 nucleotides long. The record is from the annotation of a GenBank genome assembly. Lineage: Eukaryota; Metazoa; Rotifera; Eurotatoria; Adinetida; Adinetidae.
AUGUAUUUAAGCUGGAUUUCUAUCUCAUGUUUUCUUCUUCUCGUCUUUGAUUUUCAUCGGUGUUCGGCGUCGAUCUGUUCGGAAUAUCAUUCAUCUCAAACAUCAUCUCAACAAUGCGAAUGUGAAGAUGUUACAAGCAAUAGUCAACCAGCUAUCUCAUUGAAAUGUAUUACUCAUGUGAAAAUGCCUUAUUUUCCGGGAAAUUUUCAAUAUAAAAACAUUGAAAUCGAAUCCUGUGCGGAUGACUUCGAUUUCGAAACAAAUCCAUUCAAUAGUCUUAGCUUAAACACCUUACGUAUUCGUCAUUGCAAUUUGAAGAAUGUCAACGAGCAAACAUUUGCGAAUCUGAAACAUUUCGAUAAAUUCGUCUUGGAAAAUUCGACGAUCAAAUCACUUUCAACGUCGAGUGGAAACUUUCAGGAUGUCUUCUCGGCAAAUUCGUUUCAAAUUCUGAAAUCUUUAACGUUGAAGAAUGUUCAUUAUCAUCAAACUCAUAAGCACGAUAAGAAACUCAAUUUGGAACUUCUACUCCAACAACUACCACAUUUGUAUCGUUUGGAAUUGAUGAACAUCUAUCUUGACAACUAUCGUUACUAUGAUAUCAAAACUCUGGGACAAAAUUUAACUUAUCUCAGCUUAGCCAAUACCCAUCAGACAAGUCUAGUGCCUAUACAAUAUCUUUCAUCGCUCCAAAGUCUACUUCUACGUCAUCUUCCGGACGUGUUUCACAGUCAACCGUUGAUAUCAUCAUUAGGCAAAUUGAAACACUUGAAAUACAUACUCUUCGACUACAAUCAAUUGAAAUCUAUCGACCAUUUACAAUCGGAGACGAUCGAUGAUAUCGAUCUAAGUUCAAAUCUGAUCGAAUUAAUUGAUGAAUACACUUUCGAACAUGUCCCAAAACUUCGACAAUUGAUAUUAUCGGGUAAUCCAUUGAAUUCAAUCGAUAAAAAUGCUUUUUGUGGCAUUGAUCAUCUUCAACGUUUAUCCAUUUAUAUUAAACACAGUUCGAUCUCUCCAUUGAACAAUUGUCUGUUAAUUCAUUACCCUCACCUACAGAUUAGUCAAGAUAGCCAAACGAGAUUUCAAUGUGAUUGUCUAUUGCAGACAGUCUUCAACACGAAACGACAACAAACAAAUCAAAGCGUUAAUCGAAUAUUCAAAUUGAAUCAAGGUUGUCUACUACGAAAUGAAUCGUCACCGGCAAUACAACUGUAUGAAUUGGAUAAACAUUUCAACUGUUCAGCGACGAAUUCUUGCGAACGAUUGUGUCAAGACCGGAAAAUCAAAGUUUUGAAAACGGAAGUGUCGCCGUCGUACAAUGGUCAAGUCAAUCCCAAAGAUGCAUCCUUAUCUACGUCUUUAUACUCAUUUUUUUCUUAUCAAUACUUCUUGUUGUUAUUAUGCUUUUUGUAUUUGUAA